AUGGAACUGGAUAUUAUGUGGCCUGUCAAAAUGAGCCUUGUGGAUAUUACCAAGAUAUUUUCCAUGUUCCAGCCAACCGAUGAAGAUGAUAAUGGAGAAAGAAGUCGGUUAAACCAAGCAAUUUUCAACAAUGAUGACAAACUACUAGCUGAACUUUUAUCCCAGGAAAAGUACAGGAGAUUUAUCAAUAGCCGAAGUGGGUGGGGUGUUCCAGUAACCCCUCUACGUCUAGCAGCUACCCGGGGUCACCUGAAAUGUCUGGAGGUCCUCCUAGCCCAUGGUGCUGAGGUGGAUAGUUUAGACGUGAAAGCUCAAACACCUUUAUUCGCUGCUGUCAGUGGUAAGCAUUUAGAUUGUGUCCAAGCCUUGCUAAGGGCUGGAGCUAAUCCUAAUGGUAGUAUGUAUAACAACAGCUCGCCUCUUUUGAUUGCUGCCAGAGAAGGGGAUGUGGAGAUUUUAAAGGAACUGUUGGAUCAUGGAGCAGAAGUCAAUGUUCGCUCCAAGAUGCCGAAUUGGGCCUACAAUCCCUGUGCUAGCAGUGGUCCUCUCUACCUUGCUUUGGUUUAUGGACACUUUGACUGCUUUCGUCUUCUUCUUCUCUAUGGAGCCAAUCCAGAUUUUAACUGCACUGAGGAAAAACUACUGUCUAGAAUUAAAUCACCAAAGACUGCUCUGGAGAUGUGUUUUAAAUAUGGCUGUGGAACUGAGUAUGUUCAGCUGCUCAUAGACUUUGGAGCAAACCUUUAUUUGCCAGAUCUGUCUGCAAAUAAAAGUAUAAAGCAAAGUGAAGUGCUUAAACUUGUGGAAACUGCCAGAGCUCAGCCGAGGUGCUUGAUGUCACUGUCCAGGAUAACCAUCCGCAAAUACCUCAAAGAAGCAAGUGGACUGCAUUCCAUUGACCAGCUAGACAUACCACCAAUUCUAAAAAACUAUGUGAAACACCAUCUGAGUUGA
Molecule: messenger RNA, 954 nt
Organism: Rhincodon typus (whale shark)
Lineage: Eukaryota; Metazoa; Chordata; Chondrichthyes; Orectolobiformes; Rhincodontidae
Gene: asb12a
Product: ankyrin repeat and SOCS box-containing 12a
Exons: 2
Coding region: 1-954 (317 amino acids)
Biological process (GO): intracellular signal transduction; regulation of barbed-end actin filament capping
Cellular component (GO): cytoplasm; nucleus
Molecular function (GO): protein binding
Source: RefSeq, a predicted model, not a curated record